UUUGUCAGACCCGUAUUUAUAAAGCAUAAAUCAUUACAGAACUACUUGAAACUUUUAAUUGGUAACCCGUAAUAUCAUUUAUUUUUUGGGGGGGAGGGCGCUACUCUACUUGCUGGACUGCUUCUUGCUAUGCGUUGCCAUGUGCUUAGCGCUAGCGCCCUUGGUUACCACUCUCCCCCAUAAUGCACUACUUCAAGAGAGCUUCGGGGUAACUAAUUGGGGUAAUAUGCUAAGUACAAGUAGGAAUGAAGGUUAUAGUUAGACAAUUCUUUAAUAGCAAUCGAAAAGAGAAACAUUGUCUUGCAGCGAACGCUAACGUAAGGUGUGUGGACGUAUAUUUGAGCUGCCUUUGGUGAGAGAGAACUUAGUAAAUAAUGGAGAAAGAACAACACAAUUCCGUGGUUUUUAAUGCUUCAAAAAAAGAACUUUUUACCACGAACAAUGGAUAUAAAUCUAUGCAGAAGAGACUCAAGGCUCAAUGGAAAAUCCAAAGUAUGAAAGAAGAGCUGUCUUUGGAGAAGUUGAAAGGUGUCAAGGUGUGGAUAACUGCCGGCCCAAGAGAGAAGUUCACCGAUUCAGAGGUUGAUGUACUGAAACACUACCUGGAUGGAGGAGGAAAUAUCCUUGUCAUGCUCGGUGAAGGCGGGGAAAUUAAAUAUAACACCAAUAUCAACUCUCUCUUGGAGAAGUUUGGAAUAAUGGUUAACAAUGAUGCUGUUGUGAGGAUUGUGUAUUAUAAAUACUUUCAUCCUAAGGAGGCACUUGUGUCUGAUGGUGUAUUGAACAGAGAGAUCAGUCGAGCUGCUGGCAAAGUGGUCACAGGAGUCAUUGAAGAUGAAAAUGUUGGAAACAAAGCACAGGCCCUCACAUUUGUGUACCCAUAUGGUGCUACUCUGAGUGUGAUGAAACCUGCCGUGGCUGUUCUUUCCACUGGCUCAGUUUGCUUCCCCCUUAACAGGCCUGUUAUGGCCUUCUAUCAAGGAAAGGCAGGCAAACUGGUUGUGCUGGGGUCUUGCAUCAUGUUCAGUGACCAAUACAUAGAUAAAGAGGAUAACAGUAAAAUUAUGGAUGUCGUUCUUCAGUGGCUUACGACUGAUAACAUUCAGCUGAAUCAGAUUGAUGCAGAAGACCCAGAGAUCACAGACUACACCAUGUUGCCAAACACAGAGUCCUUGUCAAAACAGCUCAGGGGGUGCAUACAGGAGGGUGAUGAAAACCCCAGGGAUUUCACCUCUCUCUUUCAAAAGUCUUUCUUCGAAUUGGCUACUGACACUGUACCCAUCAUCAGUGCUUACAAACAGCUUAAUGUAAAAAAUGAGCCACUGCAGCUAAUUGCACCACAGUUUGAGACCCCUCUACCCCAGCUUCAACCUGCUGUCUUUCCACCUGCCUUAAGCGAUUUGCCUCCACCCAUGCUGGACCUGUUUGAUCUGGAUGAAACUUUUUCUUCUGAGAAAGUGCGCUUAGCACAGCUCACCAAUAAAUGUACAGAUGAUGAUCUUGAGUUCUAUGUGCGGAAAUGUGGAGAAAUUCUGGGGGUUACUCCAAAGCUGGAUCAAGAUCAAAGGGAUGCCAAGCACAUCUUGGAACACAUUUUCUUCCAGGUUGUAGAGUUUAAGAAGGAGCAUGACACUGCCAAUGAAGCAUGAGUCACACCAUUGCAACUGGACUCAGUAACAAGUUCACCAUUUUGAACUCUACUUUUACUACAUGAAGGACUAUAUUCUAUAAAGUGACUUAAAAGUAGACUUUAAAGUAUCAACAUGAUACUGUAACAUUUUAGAAAGUGUACAUAUACAACAGUUAAUACAUUUUAUACCCUUGCUGUAUUUCAUUGUUAAAUAAAAUUUAAAAUUGCAAGGCACUUGUGCAAAUAAAAUGACACUUUUAUUUAAA
Molecule: messenger RNA, 1896 nt
Organism: Monopterus albus (swamp eel)
Lineage: Eukaryota; Metazoa; Chordata; Actinopteri; Synbranchiformes; Synbranchidae
Gene: ift52
Product: intraflagellar transport 52 homolog (Chlamydomonas)
Exons: 14
Coding region: 375-1649 (424 amino acids)
Biological process (GO): intraciliary transport; cilium assembly
Cellular component (GO): centriole; intraciliary transport particle B; cilium
Source: RefSeq, a predicted model, not a curated record